Molecule: messenger RNA, 2628 nt
Organism: Plodia interpunctella (Indianmeal moth)
Lineage: Eukaryota; Metazoa; Arthropoda; Insecta; Lepidoptera; Pyralidae
Exons: 1
Coding region: 130-2544 (804 amino acids)
Cellular component (GO): centrosome
Molecular function (GO): protein binding
Source: RefSeq, a predicted model, not a curated record
UUUGUUUUUGUUUGAUAUCGCACGACUCCGCCAAAUUUAAAUUUAAAAUAAUUAAUAGAAAAAUGAAAGCAACUUUGAAAUAACUUAUUGUGAUAGUGAUACGUCAUUUAUUAAAUCUGUGCCUUAUAAAUGGAACAAGGAAGGUUUCUAGAGGGGGAGCACUUAGAGAAAUUUAAUAUUAAAUUGAAAUCGAAGCCAAAAGAUGGGGUCAUUCUUCAACUGCACCACACAGUGCGCGGAUCGAAGGGCGAGAACCACAGGAUCCGCUUCUCAUUAGGAACCUUCGACGACGCACACGAAAAGCUAGCUUGUGCCGACACCUUAGGUAACAUAUUCAUCUUAGACUUCACCGACCUCAAAUUCUGGAAACUAAACAGUUUCGGAACUUGCACUGCACUGCAUUUCGUCCCGAACAAGGAAGAUAUCUUAAUAGUCGCGAAUGCAGAUAAGUACAACAUUGCUUUUGUCGACGUCGAAAAUGCGAAAAUAUCCAUGACACUGGACGGCCAUACGGCCCCUAUAAAACACAUAUCAUUUUCCAAUAAUAAAGCUAAUAAUCUUCUCACUGCCAGCCCUGUCGAAGCCAUACUAUGGGAGCUCAAGAAUUAUUCAAAAUAUUUCACGUUGAACACAUAUCUCGGGGCACAAAUACAGCAAAUACUUUUCACCCCUGGUGGCGACUAUCUAGUCGCGUGCUUUCAAAACGAUACAAUACAGAUAUGGAAGAAUGAGACUAUGAAGUCAGUGAAGCAGAUCAUACCCAGCGACUUGAAGCAUAUGAAAAACAUUGCUUUCACUAUGAACGGGCGCGCCAUGGCCAUGGCCGGACUCACGCCUACUCUGAUUCUAUUUAGUAUGGACACUUGGAAGGCACUGAAAUCUAUCGAUUUGUCUAAAUACGGCAUAAAUGGCGCGCAACAGAUAGCGUUUAUACCACAAGUAUUUGAUGGGGGAGCUAACAAAAUACUCGCAAUCCUAAGCAGUGACUGUACUUUACGAUUAUUUGAUGUAGAAUCCCUCGUGGUAAUGCACAAUAUUAAUCCUGCGUCGUCUGGUAUCAAAAGAUUCGUUGUAAGCCCUACGGGCAAAUACUUCUUGUGUAUUCUCCAAUUAGGUGAAGUAAAUAUAUACAAUUCAUCAUAUGUAAUAGAUACAACUCAGAAUCCAAUUAUAGAAAUAAGGAAUAACGACAGUCCAAGUACUUCCGUGCAAAAGUAUGUACUUGAAGAAGAGACCCCUUCCAAGGACCAGGUAGAACAUAAAAUGAGAGUUUGUAUGGACAGUGCUAGGCUUAGAAGAAUACUGAUGCAAUACGGCGAAUAUCCUGAAAAAUUCAGAUCAGUGAUUUGGAGAUCUCUUUUAAAUACGCCUAGAAAUAAGCACGCGUAUGCUUCGUUGAUAGACAAGGGGAUUCACCCAGCGUAUAAGGAUAUCGAGAAACAGUUUACGAUUCACAGUUCAGCGACAUUGAAGAAUUUGAAACGUUUGUUGUCGUGUCUCGCACAUUGGUGUCCGUUGUUCGGAGUGAUGAAGUUCCUCCCUGGUUUCGUGUUCCCGUUUGUCAAGGUUCUUCAAAAGGAUCCUUUGUUACUGUUCGAGUGUGUUGCAACAGUUCUAAUCAAUUACUGUCAACUGUGGUUCGAAUAUGCUCCUUUUCCACCGAUCAGCAUCUUGGCUAUGGUCGAAAAUAUUCUCGGAGAACACGACCCGCAAUUGUUGAAUCAUUUCUGCGAGUUCGGUGUCACGAGUCAGAUUUACGCGCUAAAAAUAUUGGAGACUGCUUUCAGUGAAGUCCUGACCUGUUCAGAGUGGUUGAUCCUUUGGGAUCACAUUCUCAGCAACGAACCAGCUUAUAUCCUUAUGUCCGUAGUCUCAUAUAGUAUUGUACAGAAAAAUGCAUUGAAAAAAUUAAAAACGCACGAACAAUUCGAAAAUUUCUACCAUAUGCAAAACCCUAUCGACAAGAAACUUCUCCUCAAGAAGGCAUACAUUCUGCUCAGCGACACAGCAGAAGACAUACAUCCAAAAAAGUUUUUUAACCCCUUCACGUCGUUGGAGAAGGGGGAUUGCUAUCAGCAAUUCACUGGUUAUCCGAAAGCAACUAUUUGUAUGAAAAUUGCUAAGAAGAAUAGGAAUAAGUUGGUACCGAGUGAUACCUGCUCUCUGCGGAAUCUCACUGUAAAAAGUCAGGAGAAAAUGAUAAAUGCAACCCUGAACAGUACUGAUGCUAUCGAAUCAAAGGACACUAGCGAUGACGGCAGUUCAGACGAUUCCGGGGAGAAACGUCACGAGAAACGGAAGCAGGAACACAACAUUCAGGUCUUCAGAAAAAACCAGACGGAAACCAUAUUUCCAGUAUCUGUUCAUAAAACCAAAAGGCAUCAAAAAUCAAAAUGCAACACGAAAGAAAGCAGCGAAAAUUCGCACAAACAUUCUUCGCGACCAAAAACAAAGAAAAAGACAGACAAAAAGAAUAGAAGUUUAGAAAAAGAGGUGGAGAAAUUACUUGAGCGAUACGCGAACUCAGAUCUAUCUGAUAAUUGAAUAUUUUUUAUUAUGUACGUAUUACUUGUUUUUUUUUACGUCAAGGUAAGAGUUAUCCACAAUAAAAAUACUUAAAUAAAUGAG